Ctenopharyngodon idella (grass carp) is the source of this 5455-nucleotide messenger RNA. Its product is annotated as phosphofurin acidic cluster sorting protein 2. Gene Ontology annotation, biological process: protein localization to plasma membrane. Lineage: Eukaryota; Metazoa; Chordata; Actinopteri; Cypriniformes; Xenocyprididae. The record is from RefSeq and is a predicted model, not a curated record. Bases 110 to 2944 code for a protein of 944 amino acids. The transcript is spliced from 25 exons. Gene Ontology annotation, molecular function: transmembrane transporter binding.
UUCAUCUGCUCCGGUGAAUCAAAUUCCCGUUCAGAGAGUUGCAGCGCCGCAUCAGCUCUAUUCGAUCCGCGGUCAGAGCAGUGGAUGCGCGAGCGGAGCGGCUGAAGUGAUGAUGGCGGCAGCGCUGGAGAGAGGAGGGCUUCGGGCCGCCUUCCUGAACCCGUCCAGCGGUGGUGGUGGAGCGGCUCCCACUGCAGCGGCGGCGGCGGGCGGAGGAGCGGCGGCUUCAGCGUCCGGCACGGUGCUGUGCGGCUCGGGCUCCAGCUCCAUGCCCGUCCCCAUGAACCUCUUCGCCACCUGGGAGAUCGACCGCUCCUCUCCGAGCUGCGUGCCCCGGCUCUGCAGUCUGACGCUGAAGAAGCUGAUCGUGUUGAAGGAGCUGGAUAAAGACUUGAACUCGGUGCUCAUCGCUGUCAAGAUUCAGGGCUCCAAACGAGUGUUACGAUCUAACGAGUACGUCGUUCCUCCCAGCGGCCUGAUGGAGACGCAGCUGGAGCUCAGCUUCUCUCUGCAGUAUCCUCACUUCCUGAAGAGAGACGCCAACCGCCUACAGAUUAUGCUACAGAGAAGAAAACGCUACAAAAACAGAACGAUUCUGGGCUACAAGACUCUCGCUGUUGGAGUCAUUGACAUGGCGGAGGUGAUGCAGCAUCCAACAGACGGCGGUCAGAUUCUGGCUCUCCAUAGCAACAUGAAGGACGCGCCAGCGCGCGUGGCGGAGAUCAGUGUGUUCUCGCUGUCCAGUCAACCCAUUGACCACGAGUAUGGCAGCGGCCAGACGGGAACCAAGACCAAAGCCUCGGAUCGUUCUCCUGAUAUGGAUAAUUACUCUGAGGAUGAUGAUGACAGUUAUUCAUCAGGGCAGGAGGGCAGUGAUGAUGCUGUACACGGACAGGAUUUGUAUGAUGAAGAUGACGACAUACGAAAGCCAAAAAAACCCAGACGGAAAAUUAUCAGAUCGGUCUCAAUGACACGACAACCCAACUUUAAGCAGAAGUUUGUGGCUUUACUGAAGAGAUUCAAAAUCACAGAUGAGGUUCUGGACUCGGACCCGGUGGAUCAGACGCAGGAGGUGGAGGAGGAUCUGGACCUGCUAUAUGACAGUCUGGAGGUUUAUCAGAGCGACAGCGGCCCAGAGCUGGAGGACAACGAGAGCGUCCUGAGCACCCCGAAACCCAAACUCAAGCCCUUUUUUGAGGGAAUGUCUCACUCCAGUUCUCAAACAGAGAUCGGCAGCAUUCACAGUCACAAUCAACACCGAGACGCAGCGUUUAACACGGGCUGUGACUUCCUGUCAGUGGAGAGGUGUAAGACAGCCGGCUCGCGGCAGCAGGAGGACAGCGGGAUGGACACCAGUGCCGGGGAAGUUGAUGCAGAGCAUCAGGGGAUAGUAAUGGCAGACGUUUCGGAGCCCAGCAGCGAUCGAUUGAACAGCUCCGGUGGAAAACUCUGCAAGACUGAGUCCCAGAAUCACAUGAGUCCCAGCGCUGAAGAUCUGUCCGUGUUUAUGACCUCCAGUAAAGCGGAGAACAGGGUCCCGCGGCGGGCGCGCAGCACGUCCAUGAAGGACAGACAGAACUCCAGAGCCCAGAGCGACCGCACGGCCAGCGUGGACAGCGAGUAUUCGCCCGACAGCCGCUUCGCCGCACAGGUGCCCAGGAAAUCUGUGUAUGACCAGCUCAAUCAGAUCCUGAUCUCAGACGAGAGACUCCCGGAGAACAUCAUCCUCAUCAAUACAGUGGACUGGCAGGGGCAGUAUGUGGCGGAAGUGCUGCAGAAACACGCUCAGCCCAUCGUGUCGACCUGCUCCGCCGCUGACGUCCAGGCCGCAUUUAACACCAUCGUCACACGCAUCCAGAGAUUCUGUAACUGUAACGCUCAGACUCCGCCCACUGUCAAGGUGGGCGUGGCGGGCGAUCAGAGCUACCUCAGCACCGUGCUGCGCUUCUUUGUAGAGCAACUGGCCAAUAAGACGCCUGAUUGGCUGAGCUACAUCCGCUUUCUCAUCAUCCCAAUCGGUUCCCAUCCUCUUGCCAAAUACGUGUCAUCAUUCGACAGUAAAUUCAGCAGUAUGUUCAUGGAGCCGUCGUGGAGGGAGCUGUUCUGCCGGUCAGAGCCUCCGAGCGCAGACUCUGUUGAUGUAGCUGGACGGAUCAUUCAGUAUCUGGCUGGAGCAAAUGUGUCUCAUCAGUUUCCCAUCUCUGAGGCCAUGCUCACCUACAGACAGAAGAGGAAGAGGAGUUUGUAUUUUGAUUUUUACAUCAGUCCGGAUGAAGACUCGUGCCAAAAAUUUGUGCCAUUUAUCGGGGUGGUGAAGGUGGGGAUCGUGGAACACAGUCUGUCCACAUCAGUGGACUCUGAUGAUGCCAUGUGCGGGAAUGCGGGCGUUGUGUCCUCACCCACGCCGCAGUCGGCCAUGCCCUACGGGAAGGAGAUGUAUGGGACUCCGCCCCCUUCGCCCUCGACAUGUGCCGUUUUCACUGGAGUGGGUUCUCCAUGCACAGGUGGAGAGCUGAUGGGGCUUCAGGUGGACUACUGGACGUGGCAGAGCGCAGAGAAGAAGCGUGAGGGCGAGAAGCGUGACGUGGGCUUGAAGAACACGCUGAAGAGCAACUUCCGCUCAUUGCAGGUCAGCCGUCUGCCUAGCGGGGGUGACAUGAGUCCAGCGCACAGCAUGGCCAUGACUGUCGUAACCAAAGAGAAGAACAAGAAAGUAAUUUUUCUCAGUAAGAAGCUGAAGGAGAAGGACGUGGAUUCUAAGAGUCAAGUGAUCGACGGCAUCAGCCGCCUCAUCUGUACGGCCAAACAUCAGCACACCAUGCUCAGAGUCUCGAUCGACGGAGUCGAAUGGAACGACGUGAAGUUCUUCCAGUUGGCCGCCCAGUGGCCGACUCACGUCAAGCACUUCCCCGUCGGCGUCUUCGGCUACAGCAAACCCAUGUGACGUCACGUCUGCUACCCCCUACAGACGUGUGUAAGUGUGUACUGAAGGUCCGUUAGCAGAAAAGCCACCGUGACGAGUUUCCCAUGGAAACUCGACUGUCUCUAGUUCAUUUAUAUCGUUGUGUGUUUUCAGUUGCUGUUUUUUUACACUAUAUAAACAGCACUAGUAAUAUUUUAUAUGAAUACGGGCUGCCAUCAGUCAAAUAUAUUUUUAGGUCAUGAUGAACUGUACGGUGACCGGUGGCAAACGUCAAGCACUUUCUGUUGUUUUUUGCUACUUUAUAAUUUCUGUGAAAUCCUGUGUAGAAUGUUGCAUGAUGGGACGGAUACCGAACAUGCGUGUCAAGAGGUCGUUUUGCUGUGAAUUUAAAUGGAUUUUUUUACCCCAAAUGUAAAAGCUGUUUUGUGUCUUUGUGAUAUUUUGUAGUUACACAGUGAAUUUGAAACUAUACAGUAUACUGAACCUGCCUUUUCAAAGCACACAAACGUUGGACAAAGACGCCACGAGCAGGGUAUUUUACACAACACUUCAACACAUUAGAAGAAUUCCUGGCACUUUACUAAUACUUCUAUGAUGUGUGUAAAUGUUUGAAGAACCUUAUCAUGACUGAUGCUUCCUGUCACAUGACACAAACCGAGCUUAAAGGCCCGUUCACACCAAGUCGAGUCAGCUUUAUUUCUAUAAGCACCGUAAUAAGCAGGAAAAUAACAGAUUCAAACUUCAUCAAAUAUGAGACAAAUUCAAAUUCUGCUGUAAAGCAGCUCUACAGAAGACAAUAGUGUUGAUAUUCAGAUCAAUUCAGUUCUCAUCUGAUCAAUAAUAUUACUAAAUAUUAAUUAAACUGAGAAACUGAGUCCACAUCACAACUAUAACGAUAAUGACACAGAAGAACGACAUCGUUGGAAUUACAUUCAGAGUGAUUUAAUUCUAGCUUAUGAACCAUAAAAACACUGACAGCCAAUCAGAAUCCAUCCUGCUUUAAAGAGCUCGACCAUUCAAAGCGACAGACGUCCGAUGGUGUUUUUGGUGUGAACGUGAACCUUUACAUACGUGUACAUGCGUACAGCAGCAGAUAUGUUUCUGUUGUCCAUCAUACAGGACAAACUCGCUCAUGUUCACCACAGCUGACAUGUAUAACCAGCAUUACUAGUGAAGCUGUGGUCAUGUGAUUAUAGAACUAAACGGCAUAUUUAGUGUGACGUGAAUGAAAGCGAAUGUGUAAUUUUUUGACAAGCCAUAUUUUGCAGUGGGAAUGUGUUUUAUCAGUGUUUCAUAACAGACACUCGCAACCGUCUUGGAUUCACGCUCUGAUUCGGCUCUUCCUGUUAGUGAUUCGUUCUGUCUCGUUCAUGAGCGAGUGACAGGAAUGAUCUGAAACUACAUUGAGUGUCUGUUAUCAGUGUUCAUGUGCCUCAGUCUGAAUCAAUUUCAACACUGGGGAUUUUAGUUUUAUAUCACUUUUCUUCAGUCCUUCACAUUUGAGUCACAUUUCAGUUGCAGAUGAUCUGACAAUCUUGGGAGGAAACGGCCUUCGUUACAUUGCUGAAUUAAUCAGUGUUUUUGUUGUUGGACUGUUGAAUUUGUUUUGUGUUUUGAACGUUCAAUGGUGCUUCUCAUGUGAUUGUUUUACUGGCAUCCCUCAUUUUGAUAUUUUUUGCUUAUGAAUGUAUUCAGAUGGUAUUCAGAUGUUCUCAAUACUGACUUUAGUGCAGUACCUUCUGUUUUUACUCCCAAAAUGACCACUAAAAAUGCCAAAACAAAGAUUCCAGCUCAUAAGAGCUGCUUAAUCAACACUAUAUUCACAUGCAGUGUUUGCACUUUUACUACAGUAAACAAAGUUCUGAAGACAUGAGCACAUUGUUCAGCCAAAAAUGAUCAUUCUGUCAUCAUUUAUUCACCCUCAUGUGGUUAAAAAAUAUGAAUGACUUCUAUAAUGAAACACAAAAGCAGACAUUUUAAGAAAUGUGUUUUUUUGUCCAUAUAAUGAAAGUCAAUGGUUCCCAAUGUUGUUCUUUAGUGUUUCACAGGAGAAAUAGUCUAAGAGGUUUGGGUAAUCUGAGUAAAUGAUGACAGAACAAUGAUUUUUGGGUGAAUUAUUGCUUUAAGAACCACUAUGAACUCUUUACACAGUUGAGUUUACAUCAUUUCCUGAAGGGAUUCUGUGUACGUCUGUAAGACGUAACACUUCUCAAAGUGUCUCGUCAUUUGUGUUUUUUCCCGUUUGAAUGUCGUAUUAUCAGAUCACGUCUCGCAUCACUCCAGAACUCUACAGCACUAACUGAUGGGACAUGAAUAAUGACUGCGUUUCAUACAGUAUACGAGACGCUGACUGCAGCACCUUUGCACAAGACCUCAUUUUUAAAUGAUAUUACAGACUUUUUAAUGUUACAGAAAACAUGAUUUUAUCUUUGCAUGUUUUACAUUUGGAGUAUGAAAUGUCAUUUUAUAACGCUGCUUCUUUCCAUGCUUACACAUGCAGUUGUGUUUAAUAAAGCGUUUUUAACCACACAA